UCAGCCACGCACCAAGACACGGCAGGCUACGUGAAACAAAAACUACAAAAGGAAGUCGACCUUGGCAGGAUGGCGGGCCCCUUCAAGGACACCCCCCUAGACAACCUCCAAGUAUCCCCAAUAGGCCUGGUGCCCAAGAAGCAGCCAGGAUAUGGUCAGCACCUGGGUAAGCAUGCGGAGGAAUUCCGUCUAAUUCACCAUCUAUCCUAUCCCAGGGGUAAAUCUAUAAAUAACUUCAUAGACACAGAGGCCUGCUCCGUUGUGUACGCCAGAUUUGAUGAAGCUACCCAUAUGGUUCAACAACUGGGAAAGGGAGCACUACUAGCAAAAUUCGACAUUCAGUCGGCCUUUAGAAUUAUACCAGUCCACCCAUCCGAUUUCGAGCUGCUAGGCAUCAGAUUCGAAGGUGAGUUCUAUUUCGAUAAAUGCCUACCAUUUGGCUGCUCCAUAUCUUGCGCCAUAUUUGAAACGUUUAGUACCUUCUUGAAAUGGUGCAUGCAAUCGCAUCUUCCAACGUGUCAGAUCAUGCAUUACCUGGAUGACUUCCUAACGGGGGGCACAGCAGGCACCAGCCACUGCUCAGACAACCUCAACGGAUGCGUGAAUACACUAGAACAGCUUGGGGUUCCUACUGCGCACGACAAGACGGUGGGCCCCACAACCAAACUGACAUUCCUAGGGCUGGAAAUCGACACCAUUGCAAUGCAGAUCAGAAUCCCAGAGUCCAAGAUCAAGGAGGCAACAAGGGAAAUCCAAGACAUCCUGUCAACAGGUAACAUCAAGGUCACAAAAAAGGGCCCUUCAGUCCCUCAUAGGCAAGCUUAACUUUAUGUGCAGGGCUAUACCAAUGGCAAGGGCAUUCAGCCGCAGGCUAACCGAUCUGCUUAGCAAAGGUAAGCAACCAUUUCACCACAUUAGGAUUACCAGCUGGGUCAAGGAAGACCUAAAAUGUGGUUAACAUUUCUUACGAGUUAUAAAGGCAUUUCAGUGUUUCAGGACCAACUAUGGGUGGACAGCGAUUUCCUCCAGCUGUUUUCAGACGCAGCGGGUGGCGCCGGCUUUGGGGCCUACAUGCAGGGCAAAUGGUUUAACGGCGCAUGGCCACCCCAGUGGGUGACGGAUGGAACUACACGGGACUUGACGCUACCUUGACAUGGUGGCAUCAAUCCUUCGGAUACAACCCCAGCUUCCUGACACCAAGAUCAUCGUAUCCUCAAUGCUGCACAGGCGCUACUGGCACGAUGCCAGGGACCCACUAAAGAUCGAGGGGAUGCGGAAGAAUAUCAACCGUCGACUGGCCAACCGAGUCAAAGAGCUCGGCGGUACAAUGGUGCCACAUCCCCAGAUCCUGGCAUCAGACAAGACAUGGAACGCCUGGGAGGGCGUCCACCUCAGUAACAAAGGACUGUGUGUGUUUACGGACAAUUUAUUGCAAGCCCGGGCGCUUGUUAUCUCCACAGGUACCUGGAUUUCACAGUGACACCAGCUCAGAUAAGUCAUACAAAGGACUCAACGGAUGAUGAAUAAUCCUCCCCAGAACAACCAACAGGUUCACCUCAGAAAGUGAUUAUUCUGAAUGAAAAAUGCCACAUCAGUGUGAUUCUGUGGGUUGUUUUAUUACGACGCUAAUCAAAUCUGAAGGAAUUGAUACCACAGCAGUGUGACUAUGUUUAUGUGGUGUACACCGACACUGACUAUACAAAUCUGAAUGACUUUUGUGGUUUACUGCACAAACAUAAUUGACUUCUACUUUGAAAUUCUUCUGACACUUGACUCAUGUGUUUAUUUAGAAAAUGGCAUUGAAGCAUCUGUUUCUGUUUUUGAAAGUUCUUGCAAACGCCUCUGGUUACUGAACC
Molecule: messenger RNA, 1856 nt
Organism: Haliotis rufescens (red abalone)
Lineage: Eukaryota; Metazoa; Mollusca; Gastropoda; Lepetellida; Haliotidae
Exons: 2
Coding region: 70-825 (251 amino acids)
Source: RefSeq, a predicted model, not a curated record